This is a messenger RNA of Gossypium raimondii (Peruvian cotton), 1515 nucleotides long. Its product is annotated as protein WVD2-like 1. Gene Ontology annotation, biological process: microtubule cytoskeleton organization. NCBI's taxonomy places the organism in Eukaryota, Viridiplantae, Streptophyta, Magnoliopsida, Malvales, Malvaceae. Bases 181 to 1230 code for a protein of 349 amino acids. The record is from RefSeq and is a predicted model, not a curated record. Gene Ontology annotation, molecular function: microtubule binding. The transcript has 7 exons.
AAAGGAGAAAAAACACAGCUUCCAUGGCCUGAGAGCUAAAUAAAAGGAAAAUCACAGAAAGCAUUUCGUCUGUUUUAGGAAAAGAAGAAGAACAGAUAAGAAAAGGGGUUGAAGAUCUAGUCAAGAUCAACCUAGAAAUACCAAAAAAAGAAAAGCUGUAAGAGACUUGUAAUAAUUGUGAUGGGGAGGGAACUCACAGAGGUGCACAUGGAUGUUAAGCCAAACGGUUUAGUGAAAUCGAUUGUUAAUCGUGUUAACUUGCAAGGCACCGAGCCAAAUAACUUAACUGUCAAAAAAGGAGCAACCGAAAACUCGGUCAUUGAGGAUGGUCAGGAAAAGCAAGAUGUGCUAUGUGUUAAAAGCACAAAUUUUAGUACCGACAUCCCUGAAGAGAAAAAUGAAAAGGCUGAAGAUCAGAAGUCUGCUGACAAUAAGUUAAGCACUGCUGAAUCAAAAUCUACUAGUGUUGAAAAUACUCAUGCGAAUGACACUACUUCCGAAACUGGUGCAAAUGGCAUGGAAACUGUUAACUCUACACCUUCCCCUACUUCUGCAAAGGAUUCGGAGCCAAACCGUCCGAUGACUCCUUUGAUGUCGAAGAAGCCAUCACAACCUUAUGAGAGGAAGCAUCCUGAUGAAGAUGAUACUUGGUCUGUCGCUUCCUCUACUGCUAUAUAUGCUCGACGUUCAAGAUUGAGGGUAACUGUUGGAUCUUCACCAACUUUUAGAAGUGCUGAACGUGCUGAAAAGCGGAGGGAGUUUUACCAGAAGUUAGAGGAAAAACACCGAGCUUUGGAGGCUGAGAGAAGCCAGUGGGAGGCAAGGACCAAGGAAGAGCAAGCAGAAGCCCUCAAGGAGCUUAGAAAGAGCAUGGUUGUCAAAGCAAAUCCAGUACCUAGUUUCUACUACGAAGGACCUCCACCAAAGGUCGAACUCAAGAAGCUGCCACUGACUCGGCCAAAGUCACCAAAUCUUACCCGGAGAAUGAGCUGCGGUGACUUAGUCCCCUCAACUCAAGUUGAAAAGACAAAAGCUUGCUCCCGAACUAACCGCCACAGCUUAGGUAACGAAGUGCAACGACCCACUACUGCAAAUAUGGUCAAAAGCAAGAUCCAGGUCAGUGGACAGAUCAGCAACAGCAAUGGGACUCACAAGGUGAAAGAUCAAGCAAAACAGGUAAAAGAGAUGACAAAAACUGCUCCGACAAAAAUCACCGAGCAGAGCAACUAACAUCACUGUUCAUUCAUGAAAAUCUCCAGGAUUUUAACUAACUCUCCUAGCAGGGAAAUGGUCUUGAAGUUUCAGUAGUACCCAUAUGGAAGUCCUGAAAGAAAAGUAGCCCGUUUCAUUUUCUGCAGUGAUGAGUUGGUUUCUCUUAGUGGGUUUGGGUUUAUGUGAAAUGUAUAUGUUGUGUAAGUUAUAUUGUCACAAUUCUUGUCAUAUAUAUGAAAGAGUUAAUGAUCCUAAUGUUGAUGAAAUGCCUUGUUUUCAUCUGAUAUAUUAAAUUUGAACCAA